Messenger RNA from Abrus precatorius (Indian licorice), 5208 nucleotides. RefSeq names its product probable inactive receptor kinase At5g58300. Gene Ontology annotation, biological process: protein phosphorylation. Gene Ontology annotation, molecular function: protein binding; ATP binding; protein kinase activity. The transcript has 2 exons. Lineage: Eukaryota; Viridiplantae; Streptophyta; Magnoliopsida; Fabales; Fabaceae. The coding region runs from base 446 to 2443 and encodes 665 amino acids. The record is from RefSeq and is a predicted model, not a curated record.
UGCUGUAAACAGGGAUUCUGACUCAUGUAACAUACAAGCUCCAAGUUAUUGAGCUUAAAUUGCUUUUUUUCUGCUGUAACUAUACAAAGAUUAAGCUAAAGUUAAGUAUGCUUUAACCUUUUCAGCAUGCUUCUGCUAUUUUAGUGGAUUUAAUUGUUUAGAAAAGACAUUCAAGUGUUCAAUGUGAUAAACUCUUGGAAAUGAAUAUGCUCUUUCAAUGAUGGGAAGCUAUUCCAUUGUUAUCUCUCUCUUGAUAAUAAAAAUCUUACAAGUUGGUCAAAAAAGAGACUGCAAAAUUUUACCCGUGGGCUUGCAAUAGACUAUCUGUUCCUCGGUUAUACCUUAUAACUAUCAUUUUCUGGAAUGUUGUCAUUACAAUUCUACUACCUGGUUUUGUUGUUUAACUUGUUUACUUAUUUUUGUUGCUGGAUCCUAACUUUGAUUUAUGGUCAUGAUGCUAAACCAGGAAAAUAUGAAGGCUGGCAAAGUUCACUCCAAAAUUAACUGUCAAUAUCUCAUUCCUGACAGCAAACAGCUCUCCAUGAAGCUCUAUUCUAUUCCAAUGGCUCCUUUCCUUUUUGUCAUAGUUAUUCUUUUUCCUCUGGCUAUUGCUGACCUGAAUUCAGAUAAGCAAGCCCUUCUUGAUUUUGCUAACGCUGUCCCCCACCGUCGGAACCUGAUGUGGAAUCGAUCCACCUCAAUCUGUACAUCUUGGACAGGCAUCACAUGCAAUGAAAAUGGAACUCGUGUUGUUUAUGUCCGGCUCCCUGGAGUCGGACUAGUAGGCUCCAUCCCAUCCAAUACACUUGGCAAGCUUGAUGCCGUGAAAAUUAUUAGCCUUCGCUCAAACCGACUCAGAGGAAAUCUUCCUGCUGACAUUGCUUCUCUUCCUUCUCUCCAAUAUCUCUACCUCCAGCAUAAUAACCUUUCUGGUGAUAUACCUGCCUCAUUGUCUCCAGAACUCGUUGUACUCGAUUUGUCAUAUAAUUCCUUCACUGGUGGCAUUCCAAAGACAUUUCAAAAUUUUUCAGAAUUAACUAGUUUGAAUCUCCAGAACAACUCCCUAUCUGGACAGAUACCUAAUCUCAAUGUCAGUAACCUCAGGCUUUUGAAUUUAAGCUACAACCAUUUGAAUGGCUCUAUUCCCAAAGCUCUUCAGAUUUUUCCGAAUUCUUCCUUUGAAGGAAACUCUCUUCUAUGUGGACCACCUCUAAAGCCAUGCUCUGUGGUUCCCCCUACACCUUCUCCAGCUGUGACUCCAGCUCCAUCAUCACCUCCUGGAAGCUCAAAAAGCAAGUUGAGUAAGGUAGCUAUCAUUGCAAUUGCUGUUGGAGGAGCUGUGGUGCUAUUCUUUUUAGCUCUUGUUAUUGUUGUUUGCUGUUUAAAGAAGGAAGAUGACAGUGGCUCAAAUGUAGUAAAAGGGAAGGGUCCUAGUGGUGGUAGGGGUGAGAAGCCAAAAGAAGAGUUUGGGAGUGGGGUACAAGAACCUGAGAAGAACAAGUUGGUUUUCUUUGAGGGUAGUUCUUAUAAUUUUGAUCUUGAGGAUUUGUUGAGGGCUUCAGCUGAAGUUCUGGGAAAGGGUAGUUAUGGUACAGCAUAUAAGGCUAUAUUGGAGGAGUCAAUGACUGUUGUGGUGAAAAGAUUGAAAGAAGUUGUGGUAGGCAAGAAGGACUUUGAACAGCAGAUGGAGAUUAUAGGAAGAGUUGGACAACACCCAAAUGCCGUGCCACUUCGUGCUUACUAUUACUCAAAAGAUGAAAAGCUUUUGGUAUAUGACUAUGUCCAAGGUGGCAAUCUAUACACGCUCUUGCAUGGUAGCAGGACAGGUGGAAGAACUCCAUUUGAUUGGGACUCUCGAAUUAAAAUAUCCCUUGGAACUGCCAAAGGACUAGCCCACAUUCAUUCUGUUGGUGGUCCAAAGUUCACACAUGGAAAUAUAAAGUCCUCAAAUGUCCUCAUCAACCAAGAUAAUGAUGGCUGCAUCUCUGACUUUGGCCUGACCCCUCUCAUGAAUGUACCAGCAACCCCUUCUAGAGCUGCAGGUUAUCGUGCUCCUGAGGUCAUUGAAACGCGUAAACACUCUCAUAAAUCCGAUGUGUACAGCUUUGGUGUCCUCCUUCUUGAGAUGCUCACAGGGAAGGCUCCUCUUCAAUCUCCAGGACGCGAUGAUAUGGUUGAUCUCCCAAGGUGGGUUCAGUCUGUUGUUAGGGAAGAGUGGACAGCUGAAGUUUUUGAUGUGGAGCUAAUGAGGUACCAAAACAUUGAAGAAGAAAUGGUGCAAAUGUUGCAAAUUGCCAUGGCCUGCGUGGCAAAGAUGCCAGAUAUGAGACCUAGCAUGGAUGAAGUAGUGCGAAUGAUCGAAGAGAUUCGGCAAUCCGACUUGGAGAACCGACCAUCUUCUGAAGAGAAUAAAUCUAAGGACUCAAAUGUUCAGACUCCAUAGAUUAACUAGCAUUUUGCUUAACCAGGAAGCAACAAUAAAUGGUAUAUAAUGGUGCAUUCUUAGUCGAGUUUUCUCAAGCUGUAUUCAAACCUUUCUUUCCAAUUGUUUAAUAUCUCUCAUAGAUGUUGUUCCAUGAGUUAUUUUCUCCUAUAGGUAGAUUGCUUUUAUGAAUUCUUAUGUAUUAACAACAUGAUUCAAUUAAUGAUCUUCAUUCAAGCUCAUUUUGUCCCGUGAAAUUGUUUUUGUGCUAUUUUUAACACCAUAUGCGUAUUAUUUCACCUUAUGAAUAAUGUUACCUUGAGUCAUGUUCAAAUAUUUUGUGUUAUACAGGUUUUGACUCGUGAAGCGCUCUCAUUUCAUCGUGAGUCAGCGUGUUGAGUUAAAAGAAUGAGUUGAAUGUGAGCUGUUUACAAGUGCAUGAUCUCAUUUUCACCCAGUAUUCUAACUUAAUUUGUAAAUUUUCUUUAUGAUAUAAUCUCUCCAAAGGUUUGUGUUAAAACAAAAUCAAAGCACCUAUCUAAACGAAAUGAUGCUUUCAAUAUGUAUUUAAGUCAUUUUUAAUAUGCAAGAUUUUAAGUAAUGAUAAAAAAAAAAAAAAAUCUAAUGAAAGAUUCUAAUAUGUAUUUAAGUCCUCAAAUGAUAAAACUUUUUUUGGUCUUUUAUCUUAUUUUUUGGCUUAAAGGUUUUUUUUUUGCUUUAACCCAACCCUAAUGUCAUAUUAAAAUAUAAAUGUGGAUUUGUUUUAAGAUAGUGAGUGACUUAUUUAUUUAAAAUGUUAAAAUUCGUGGGUUUUUUUUUUUUAACUAAUUAUUGAUCUUAUUAUCUAACAAAUUCUCCUUUUAUCCUCCUGUAUGAUUCUCGAAGUUAGGUGCCUCUAAUCAUAUUAUGGAUACUUUGUCAAUCUUGAAUUGCCAGGUUACCACCGAUGAGUUCAUGGUUGCAAAACUUAAGGGUCUUCCAUUUACACAAAUAGAUUCCACUACCAUUCUUACUUCCUUUUACCCUCUUCACCUUUCUUCUGCUUUUAAUAUCCCAUGUUUACUUAAAAUCUUAUAUUCUUUCUCUCAACUUUUGUUAAAUUCUUUACUUGACAUUUUGAGGUAAAGACUUUGAACAAAAUCAUUUAUUUCAAUACUUUCCUAUUGAAGGACUUUGUCUUUUUUUAUGUACAAUAAGCAUUAGAAAAGGUUUGGCAUUUCUAAUGGCCAGCCAACUCUAUCAAAUCAUUUAUCCACACAAAGGUUAAUUACUUAAAGACAGUUUCUUAGAAUAAAAACAUAAAACUUGGUAGAUGUUGCAACCACUUCGAUAAUUUCUCCACCGUAAAAGAUAUCCUUUGUGCACAAUGUAACAAUGUAACUAUGAUUUUCUAUUUAAAGUUCUGUUUAAGAAGAUUGUCUAUUUAAAGUCUGUUCAAAUAGCAUUUUGCUUUGUAAUAUACUAUUAGUUAAAUAUUUACAUUACACUAUAAAUAUAUUAUAUCUGAAAUAGUAAGUAUAUAUUCACAGAUAAAUGUCAACUAUAUGACUUGGCGAAACUACAUGCCCCUUUAAGACCAUUCUUGUCUCCAUAUAUAUAUCCGCCAACCUUGAUUUACCAUAUAUAGAUUUGUGCAUUUGUGGUGAAAAAAACACUAAACCCUUGAAGUUAAAGAAAACCAUCAUACAAAUAACCUAUCUUUUAGCAAGGUUAAUUAUGUUAAACUAAUUAACAUUAGGCAUAGGUGUGUUCCCCUUGAAGGUGGUCAAUAUAUGGAGGAGCAACCACAAAGCAAGUCGGCGUUGGUGAAGAAUCUGUCCACCGGCAGUUUCCGGAAUCCGAGCCGCCGCGUGGCCUUAGAAAUGCCCACCCACCACCGCACUUGCUCUAGCCCUAGCGACAUCAAUUCCUCCAUUGACCACCUUGACAAGAGACGUUGCCAUCCAUGUUGUUUUGGAUGUUGUGCAUGGACAUGUGUUGUUGUGUUCGUCUUAAUCAUUGCUUUUCUCUUUGUUGGAAUCGCCUAUGUGGGUUUCCUCAAAUCAGGAAUGCCAGAAGUUAACGUGAGAAUGUUCAACAUAACCAAGUUACAAGUUGAUAAUAACACACAAAAGAUGGAUGCAAUUAUAAACCUAGUACUAAAGGUUUCUAACAAGAAUGAGAAGCUUAAGCUUUUUUAUAGCCCUCUUUCUGUUGAUGUCGCAAGUGAUGAUGUGCCAUUGGGAAAGACCAAAGUCCAUGGAUUUUCUCAAAUGCCUAUGAAUGACACCAAUUUGAAUAUGACUAUGGUAUUGGAAAAUGCUGAUGUUAACACGUAUGCUGUGGAUGAUUUGAAAUCAGACAUCAAAGCCUAUGAGAUGGUGUUUGAUGUGUAUGUCAAUGGGAAAAUUGGUUUUCAGGUUGGAAGUUGGCAUAUGAGUAAAGUCCCAUUUCUAGUAUCUUGUCAUCAAAUCAAGCGCAUGGAUGUGGAUUUUGGAAGAAGGCCUCCAUGUAAUGUUAAGAUGUUUGCUAUCAGGUAAAAUUAACUAGAUAUAUAUUGCUAAUGUUAUGCCAUUUUGGAUUGCAUAAAUUUUGGUGAUUAAUUGAUAGACAUUUGUUUGAAUUUGAGAGAUUUGUAUAUCUAGUUUGAUGAAACUUGAAACUUGAGCAAGGAAUAAGGUUGGCCAGGGUCUGAUUUUCAGGUAGAGAUAUGUUCAAAUUGUGGUUGACUCCCAGUGCAACCAAAAGAGAAAAAAAAACAAAGGCAUGCAUAACAGAAAAUGAAAUUAUACAUAUGAGGGUGUUUC